GGUAUUUGACGUCUUCAUCAAACGGCUACCCAUUUCCGUGCUCUCGGGACACGUGCUGAAGGUUUUAGGAUUAAUUUGUAAGGAUUUACAGUGCCUUAGGGAGAUCUCAGUGGUGCAGGGGGAUUGUGGAUUAAGUGUACUAUGGUGUGGAGAAGCAAUAUUCCGUGGAUAUGUGCCGGUGUGGUGGGAAUUUAUGCUUUUAGUCAUGUGUGUCAUGUGCUCGUGAAGAAGUUUCGGAGAAAAUCUCAAGAAAUCUCCGAUUCUCACCAAGUCUUCUUCAUGAAUCCCCUGUGUACGGAUCAAGAUUGCAAUGUGACCGAAUGCCGUGACCGCCGAGUGACCCCCUUGCAGAUUUUCAGUGAAAUUGCCCGACGAAUUGAUUGUGCAAAAUUUUCCAUUGAUAUUGCAAUUUACGUUGUAACGUGCUUCGAGGUGACCGAGGCUCUUCUGAGGGCUCGCGGAAGGGGUGUGCACAUUCGUGUGAUUGUCGACAACUCCCUGGCCCACUCUUCGUGCUCCCAGGUGGGCACCCUCAUGAAAAGUGUAGAUUUGCGCUCCUUCACCGCAGAAGAUGGACUAAUGCACCACAAAUUCUGCAUCAUUGAUGCUACAGCAGCUACACCCGGAUCAUUGGAUACAGUGUUUGGAUGUGAUGGCAAAAGUGUUCUGGAUUGUGUUUUAAAGUGGUUCCCUGUAAAAAGUGUUCGUGAAGGUCGUGCAAGUGAAGGAAGCAGCCUCCUCGUGACGGGAUCACUCAACUGGACAAUUAGGGGAAUGACGGCCAACUGCGAAAAUGUCAUUUUUACCACUGAUCCCGCCCUGAUUCGUGCUUUUCACCAGGAAUUUGAGAAAUUGUGGAAACAUCUUGCCCCAGCGGGCACAUAGGAAAUCCAAAGGCAAAGAGAGGGAGAGAGAAGGCACAAGAAAGUGAAGAAGAAGUCCAUCUCAGUGUUGACAACUAAAACUUUCACGUGAAAUGCAAGAAAUUCCAGGAAAAUUACCUUACAAAUGACCCCCAAGAAGCCACAACAAUCUUCUCAGGAAAUUCAUACUUUGAGAAAUCCUCACAAAUUCAUUAUUGUAGUUUCUUUCAAAAGUUAGGUAAUUUUAAAGAAUUUGAAUAAAUUGUUAAGAGAUUUUUAUUUGUGAUUAUAUUUUUGUAAAAUGAAAUCAUCCUGAAAUAACCUUCUGUUCAAGAUAAAAUUCUGACUGAAAUAAAAAAGGUCGAUGGAAGAUUUGUAAAAUUAAAAGUUUUCUAUGUAAUUUAUCUUCCAAGAGAAGCAAUUUUCAUCCACACACAGUAAUCACGUUAAACUCUGAUCCGUUGUUAAUUGAAAAUAAUUAAAUGGAAGAUUUAUUUACUUAUAUGUUCAAUAAAAUGCUUUAUAUAAAAGUGAA
Molecule: messenger RNA, 1398 nt
Organism: Lutzomyia longipalpis
Lineage: Eukaryota; Metazoa; Arthropoda; Insecta; Diptera; Psychodidae
Gene: zuc
Product: mitochondrial cardiolipin hydrolase
Exons: 4
Coding region: 142-885 (247 amino acids)
Biological process (GO): piRNA processing
Cellular component (GO): mitochondrion
Molecular function (GO): RNA endonuclease activity producing 5'-phosphomonoesters, hydrolytic mechanism
Source: RefSeq, a predicted model, not a curated record